Molecule: messenger RNA, 2342 nt
Organism: Pterocles gutturalis (yellow-throated sandgrouse)
Lineage: Eukaryota; Metazoa; Chordata; Aves; Pterocliformes; Pteroclidae
Gene: GCC1
Product: GRIP and coiled-coil domain containing 1
Exons: 2
Coding region: 1-2340 (779 amino acids)
Cellular component (GO): Golgi apparatus
Source: RefSeq, a predicted model, not a curated record
AUGGAGAAGUUUGGCAUGAACUUUGGAGGUGGCCCCAGUAAAAAAGAUCUUCUGGAGACUAUUGAGUCACAGAAGAAGCAGCUGCUUCAGUACCAGGUUCGGCUGAAGGAUGUUGUCAGAGCCUACAAGAGCCUCCUGAAGGAGAAGGAAGCCUUGGAAGCCAGCUUGAAAGUGUUGUCGGUGUCUCACGAGGCAGAUCUUGGCUUGAGUGGAGCUCAGCCUGUGCCGAGCUCCAGCUCCUCCUUUGCCGAUUCUGCCGAUGACAGGAGCUCGGUUCACAGCGAGGACAGCGUGGGGACAGCUACCAGUGCCGACACUGCUGCCAGUCUGGCCAGUACCAAGGGCGAAGCAGGGCCUGAGGAUGACAAGUCUGUGGCGGCCGCUUCCUCUCUUAAAUCAGAAGAGACGAGUGGUUCGGAGAGCGGCGUCAGCACGAGCAGCGGGGAUGUGUCAGCUGGCGAGGCUGAUAAGAGAGUGCUCCAGCUGAAGACUCAGCUGGCCACCUUGACCACUGCUCUGUCCACAGUCACGCAGGAGAAGUCCCGCAUGGAAGCCUCCUACCAAGCAGACAAGAAGAAGAUGAAGCAGGACCUGGAUGACGCCAUGAAGAAAGCAGAGGACGAGACUGAGAAGUUGGAGACGGAGCUGAAGUCUGUCCAGGAACAGCUAGCUGAGACCAAAGCUCGUCUGAUCACGCAGCAGCACGACCGAGCCCAGGAGCAGGGUGACCACGCUGUCAUGCUGCGAGAGCUGCAGAAGCUGCUGCAGAACGAGAGGACUUUGCGGCAGGACGCGGAGCUGAAGCUGGAGGAGACCAGGGAGGUGUUGGCCGGGAGAGCGUGUGUGGCCGACCGCGCCGAGGGGUACGAGCUGCAGAUCAAGCAGCUGAGCCAGGAGGUGGAAGACCUGAAGAAAGAGCUUCAGGCUGUGCAGGAGGAGAACAAGCAGCCGGAUCCCCGCAUACAGGAUCUGCAGGAGGAGAUGGCCAGCCUGAAGAACCACUUCCAAGUGCAGCUGUUGCAAGAAAUGAAGAAGACAGCGCAGGCAGAGGAGCAGCUCCGCCAGCACGCCCAGAUGGAGGAGCGGCGCGUGGCCGACCUGGAGGGACAAGUCUCCGAAGUGUCGGAACUGCUCGGCACUUACGAAAAAGCCAAGCAGAAGGACCAAGCGGUCAUUCAGAAGCUCAAGGACCGCAUCGUCCAGUUGGACCUGGAGAACAAAACCCUGGCCAUCGCCGCCUCCAGCCGAUCCCCUGUCGAUAUGCACGUGGAAGAAGCCAAUCUUGAUGUUAAUGUUCUGAAGGAUAAGAUGGAGAAGCUGAAGAAGCUCUUGCAGGCGGCAGCAAAGAAGAGCCAGCCCGCUCUGGACAUUGAGAAGCUGUGUGAGCUGGAGCUGCCCAAGGGCACCGAGGCUGGGGACGGCGAGAAGGCCACCGCUCUGUACUACCAGCAGGAGCUGAAGCAGCUGAAGGAAGAGUUUGAAAGGUACAAGAUGAGGGCUCAAGUGGUUCUCAAGAACAAGUCGGCCAAAGACGGUAAUGUGGCUAAAGAACUGGAGGAAGCUCAGGAGCAGCUGGCUGACCUGAAAGAGAAAUACGUCGUGCUUCAGCUGUCCGCUGACGAGAUGGAGAAGCAGCACCAGCAAGCCAUGGAAGCCAAGAGGCAAGAGCUGUCGCAGCUGCAGCAGGUCCACAGGCAGGAAUUGGAGCGCUGCCAGCUGGAGUACAGGGAACGGGCUCUGAAGCUGGAGGAGGAGAUGCACAAGCAGCGGGACCGAGCGCUGGCGGUGCUGGCAGAGAAGGACCAAGAGCUGGAGCAGCUGAGAUCCAUCGCAUUGCCUUACGGGCUUCAAGGACCCAAAAACUACCUCGCGUCAGGGACCGACACUGCAAGCAACAGCUCCCCAGGUAACGAUUCCUCCGAGAUUCUCCCCCAGGCUCUUCAUCUCUCCGCCACCAGCGAGCCCACCUUCUUCUUGUAUGCGGAGCAGCUGGCUCGCAAAGAAGUGGAAAUUGCGGCGCUGAGGAAGCAGAAGCACAAGCUGGAAAUGCAAGUUCACCAGCUGCAGGAGAAAAUCUUGGUUGAAGAAGAGAAGCACCAGGAAGAGGUAUCCGCUCUUCAGAGCGAAAUCGAGAAGAACUUCAGAGACAAGAGCAGGGAGGGAGCCAACCUGGAAUACCUCAAAAACAUUGUCUAUAGAUUUUUGACACUGCCAGAUUCUCUGGGGCGCCAGCAGACUCUCACUGCCAUACUGACUAUUCUGCAUUUCAGCCCUGAAGAGAAGCAAGCUGUGACAAAACAGUCGGCUUACAGCAGCUGGUGGCUUUCUGGGAAGAGAUGAGG